AUGUGCUCAGACCAAUUCAGCCUUCAUUUGGUCAUCCCCUCGAGGAAAUUUCGGGUCGAGAGAGAUUCUACAGCGAUUGGCGGGAGGCUAUAUGAUGUGUCUGUUUUGAAAGGUUAUCCGAACCUACGAGUGAUAGAUAUUGGGCUGGAGGAUAUUCAGGUGUCGGGACCAGGAACAAAUGGUGUGAAUGAUGCCCCGGAUUGGUACGACCUCGACGCUGUCAUACCGUCUUUAGUGCAGAGAACGCAUCAGGACGUCGGGUCCGUUUUCUCGGUCAUUCUCAAUACCAUGCAUCCGAUCACCUUUUUGAGGAGCUGA
Messenger RNA from Marasmius oreades (fairy-ring Marasmius), 318 nucleotides. RefSeq lists its product as uncharacterized. Bases 1 to 318 code for a protein of 105 amino acids. The transcript has a single exon. NCBI's taxonomy places the organism in Eukaryota, Fungi, Basidiomycota, Agaricomycetes, Agaricales, Marasmiaceae. The record is from RefSeq and is a predicted model, not a curated record.